Theobroma cacao (cacao) is the source of this 615-nucleotide messenger RNA. RefSeq lists its product as uncharacterized. Gene Ontology annotation, cellular component: respiratory chain complex I. NCBI's taxonomy places the organism in Eukaryota, Viridiplantae, Streptophyta, Magnoliopsida, Malvales, Malvaceae. The record is from RefSeq and is a predicted model, not a curated record.
CGAGAAUCCAACCUCAACUCGACAGCCUCUCUCUGCAAAUUCAAAGUUAGUGGAGAAGAGAAGAGAAAAAUGGUGAAAGUGGCCACUUACUUCGCCAUGACAUUAGGCGCCUUUGUUUUCUGGCAAACCAUGGAUAAAGUCCACGUCUGGAUCGCCCUUCACCAAGACGAAAAGAAAGAGAGACUGGAGAAAGAAGCGGAGAUCAGGAGAGUGAGGGAAGAGCUGCUUCAGAAAGCCAAGCAGAAUGAUCCUCUCGCGUAACUUAUGCGUUCAAGUGCCGGUGGACUUUUCUUUUUUACUUCAUGUAGUUGCUGUUUUCUUUUUUUGCUUUAAUUUUCGCCUAAUUGUUUUAAUUUAGACUCAAUGGAAUUGUGGUCGAAAGCAUAAUAUUGCCUUUGAUGAGCUGGAUAACUCCAUGAAUGUCAUGGACGAAUUGUUUUUUUUUUUUAUAUAUAUAAUUGGGGAAAGAGGGAUUGGAACCUGCUGCUUAGGCAGGGAUAGGCAGGGGAUCAUGCACCAAUCAAUGUAUCAAUCAAUGAGUUAAAUGCUUGGGUGCCAUGGACAAAUUGCUGUUUCCUUCUGCUUUAUAAAAUGCCAUCUCUCAUCUAUUCCAAA